AUGUCUUCAGCGGAGCAAGCAACCCCUCAGGGACCUAGAGGCGACAGCAACCGGGGCAGAGGCCGAGGACGCGGAGCAGCUCGAGGCAACCGCAGUCGGGGUGGUGGUGAUGGUGCUGGUCGCGGUGGCGCUGGCCGUGGAAAGAGCAGAGGUGGAGGACAACAGGGUGCGGCACCUACACCUGCGCAGGACAGCUCAUCCGGCGACAGCAACCCCACCCAGUGGAAGACACAACAGCAGCAGGAAGCACAAGACGACGACGACGCCGAGGUCUGCUUUAUCUGUGCCAACCCCAUCACCCACCACUCUGUUGCGCCUUGCGGCCAUUCGACAUGCCAUCUCUGCGCCCUGCGACUCAGGGCACUUUAUAAGAACAAGGAUUGCCCGCAUUGCCGAACUGCCGCUCCCUUCGUUAUCUUUACCGACGACCCCAAUAAACGCUUUGAAGAGUACACGAGCAAGGAGAUCACAAGUACGGAUGACAACAUCGGGAUCAAGUACGCGGGCGAGCACAUUGUUGGGGAUACUGUCCUUCUCCUGCGGUACAACUGCCCCGGCGGAGAGUGUGACUUUGCCGGUCUUGGUUGGCCCGAUCUGCAUCGCCAUGUGCGCUCUGUUCACCAUAAGAAGCUUUGUGACCUGUGUACGAGGAACAAGAAGGUCUUCACGCACGAGCACGAAAUGUUUACCGAUAAGGAGCUACGCGACCACAUGAGCCGCGGCGACGAUAAGCCUGGUGCUGUUGACCAGACUGGAUUUAAGGGACAUCCGCUCUGCGGCUUCUGCGGCGAAAGAUUCUAUGAUAACGACAAGCUUUACGAACAUUGCCGCAGCAAGCAUGAGAGAUGCUUCAUUUGUGACCGUCGCGACUCUCGCCAACCGCAUUACUAUCGGAACUACGAUGCUUUGGAGGAGCAUUUCAAGCAGGAUCAUUAUAUUUGCCAGGAACGGGAAUGUCUGGAAAAGAAGUUUGUCGUUUUUGACAGCGAGCUGGAUCUGAAGGCUCACCAGCUUAGCGAGCACGGAAACUCGUUGUCCAAGGACGUAAGGAGAGACGCACGCGUGGUCGAUAUCUCUGGCUUCGACUUUAGAUCUUCAUACCAGGAGGAGCGUGGCGGCAGCAGCAGUGGCGGCAGAGGUCGCGGGGGAAGAGACGGACGAGGCGCACGCGGUCGGGAUCCUAAUGCCGAGGCAUUGCCCGUCAGUACUGCUCAGCCUCUACGAAGAGACGAGCUUGCUUUCCAGCGGCAAAUGGCUAUUGCCCAGUCAGCAUCCUCUGCUCGUCCGAGCGCGGGUCCUUCUUCCGGCACUCGUCCAGCCGGACAGACAUCUGUGGUUCAGUCACGACCGUCCAGACCCCAACAGCAACGGGAGCAGCAACAACAGCAACAGCAACAGCCUAUUAUUGAUGCCAUGCAAAACCUUAGCGUUUCCGAACUCUCGUCUCUUACUCCUGAGCAGCGCGCUAGUCUUACGCGGCACGGUGCGGUGAUUGAACGUGCUUCGAACCUCCUUGGCAACGACGCCACCAAGAUCAACCAGUUUCGAUCUUAUAUCUCGAAUUUCAACAAGGGCUCGAUGACUGCUGACCAGCUGAUCGAUGCCUUCUUCGCCCUCUUCUCCGAGACCUCAUCCAAUGCACUAGGUACUCUAGUGCGCGAGGUUGCUGAGCUCUUCGAUGACAAGAACAAGGGCGCAUCUCUCAACCGAGCAUGGCAAAACCACCGCACCAUCAACGAGGACUACCCCAGUCUUCCUGGCCUUGGUGGUAUGCAUGGAGCUACAACAGCAAGCAGCGGAUGGGCGGCCGCCGCAUCGGCGACCCCGGUUACUUUACACUCCAACGGAGGUCUAGCAAACGCCCAGUCACGACAUUCCAACCACGUGUUGAAGCUUAAGAACAGCACCAGGAUAGGCGGCGCUAGCGAGCGUGGCCUGGAGCGGACAGUCGCCUCGCUCCAGGCCGGUGGGUCGAGUAGCAGCAGCUCGAGCAGGCUCGUGCCCGGUACCAACGCCUACGCCGCCCAGGUACGUUCCACCGUGAACAACUCGGCGGCGUUCCCUGCUCUUCCUGGAGCCAAGAAGCCCGCCACCGCAUCAGGCUUGUCCGGCUUUACUGCGGCCGCAGCCGGUGGGUCCUCAUCAUCUCGUCCCGCUCCCGUCGCUGCCCCUUCUGCUUCGCGAAGCAGCGGCAGCACGGCGACCACCAUCGCCAGGAAGGUCGCCGGUGGCAGUGGCAGUAUGCAGAAGCCCGGAAACGAGGACGCCUUCCCGGCACUUCCUGCGGCGCCCAAGCCAACCACUACUCUGUUCGGUUACGGCAGAGGUGCGGUACGGAGAGACUUUGGUCAGCCCAAGGAGACGGGAUUUAACUGGAGCGCUGGAAGCGGAAGCGGCGGUGCGUCAGGCUCGUCUUCGGCUCAACAGGCUGGUGGUGAAGGUGAUGCGGAUGGCGCUGGUGGUGGGAAGGGCAAGAAGAAGCAGAAGAAGCAGGUUUUGGUGCAGUGGGGUUAAGUUCCUCAGACUUAGGAAGGAUAAGAUAUGAAUGUUGGUAGUGAAUGGGUGGCUAUGUAGUGGGAGGAUGCAUCCAAGGUUGAGGCAUACAUACUCCCGAUAGCAAAGCGAUGUCCAAAGUAUCAUCGACUGGAAAUAUUACAAUAAAGCAGACUGAGACCACAUACACUCUGGAGGAAGACGUGACAUAUAGGAAGCAGAGGAGGUCUUCAAAAACCAGGGCCUACAUCGAUAGGUAGCUUUGAAACAAAGAAGAACCAUUCAUAGCAGGCCCGGACCAUG
Messenger RNA from Neurospora tetrasperma FGSC 2508, 2796 nucleotides. RefSeq lists its product as uncharacterized. Gene Ontology annotation, biological process: rescue of stalled cytosolic ribosome; protein ubiquitination. The coding region runs from base 1 to 2514 and encodes 837 amino acids. NCBI's taxonomy places the organism in Eukaryota, Fungi, Ascomycota, Sordariomycetes, Sordariales, Sordariaceae. Gene Ontology annotation, molecular function: ubiquitin protein ligase activity; ribosome binding. The record is from RefSeq and is a predicted model, not a curated record. The transcript is spliced from 2 exons.